This is a messenger RNA of Pieris napi, 1007 nucleotides long. RefSeq lists its product as uncharacterized. The record is from RefSeq and is a predicted model, not a curated record. The coding region runs from base 296 to 811 and encodes 171 amino acids. NCBI's taxonomy places the organism in Eukaryota, Metazoa, Arthropoda, Insecta, Lepidoptera, Pieridae. The transcript has 3 exons.
AACGCUUAACUCAAGUCUAAAAAUUAAACUGAUUGAGCAUACAUGAUUUUUGUCACGUCAUCGUUAUUUAACGGUCCUUGACAGAUUAGGUUUGUCCUGACGAAACAAGUGACAAAUGGGCAGGGUGAUUUAGUAAUAGAUCAUUAGAUUACAACAUUACAACAAGUAACACGCAGUUAGGUAUGGUCAGUUAAAAAUACACCACGAGCCUGCAACGCCGUAAAAAACUUGUGCCAAUACCGAACAAACUAAAUUUAAAUUUCGAACUUUUUUAAAGUCGGUGUUAACUGCAAAAAUGGAGCUAUCGAAAGUUUUUUAUCUGUGGACAGUGCUAACUUUUUUAGUGCUACAUUGUGUGAUGGUUGGCACGGAGCAGAGUCCUUUUGAACUGCCCGUCCAAUUAGUUGGUUUUCCAUUCAUAAUAAUGGCUGUACGAGUUACUUCUUUCCUCAAGAAAUUGUCGUACGCCCUCGAUCCAGCAACGUACCGCUCCAGGAACAGACGUCAACUGACUUUUGCAAGCGAUCCAGAGAAUUAUGACGUUCUAGAUGUGGAAAAAUAUAUCGUUGGUGAAUUCGGCGCCCGCGCAUGUGUAUUUGAGAGAGUGUGCGCACACUAUGCGGCGAGGGCCAGGAUUCAACCGAAGCCUCAAAUGGAUUGGCCUGAUGUUUUUAGCCAGUACAAACGUUCUCCUGACCAGGCCAAAGAGUUGUACCUUCUCAGCGUGUUCCUAGGAGAUAUCGUGGGGUCACCGCAACUUUGUCAUCAGCUGGGCAAGCGGCGAGGCUGCGAUGAUUCCUUACUUAGAUAGUACCUAUAUUAACUAGGUCUAAUAAUCAAUUAAGUGUUAUGUGAUUUAAAGCAUACUUUAUGGAUUAAAACGUGUUUAAACACGUUUUACAAUUGACAGCAUCCAUUAAGUUAGCCCGUGGCGUCAAUGUAAUAAUUAUUGAAAGUAUAAUUCUACCUAUUUCCGUUAAAAAUUAAAUUUUAACUUCGUUUCCAAU